AUGUCUCAGGGAGCCAAUGGAGAAUCAAAUAGAGAGUCUGAACCUCUCUUGAAUGGGUAUUCGUCGUUUGGCAGCGAGUAUUUGGACUCAAGAAGGCCUUCUUCGGGUCUCCCCUCCAUAGCGAGGUUAAGAAGUGGUACAAUCACCAGUAUAAGGAGCACUUAUGAGACUGUUAAGGAACAUAUGGAUAAGAAGAAGUUUGCCUAUUUAGUGCUGGCGAGUCUUUUCCUUUAUUUGGGGUUUGUGGGAGCAUUUGCACCUAGAACAUCGUUGGCAAGAGACCUUAGACGAAUUCAUGCAUCCAGGCUGACAGAUGCAGAGGUUUACAGGAUAUAUUUGAAUGCAUUGUACAGCGAGAACCAUGCUGGUGAACAUCUAAAAAAUUACACGAGUCAAUUACAUGGUACUGGCGAUGCCCAUGUGCUAGACUACACAGUAUCUGAACUUCGAAAGCUGGGAUUCGACCCAAAACUGGAAAGGUACUAUCCGUGGGUUAGUGAGCCAGUUGAUACGCAAGUGGCUCUCUAUGUUGAUGACACAAUCACUUUUAAUGCGACUUUAAAGGAAGAAUGCGUAGCAGAGGAUCCUUCCAGCUGUAAUCUAAUCGAAAAACGUGCUUAUCAUGGUUACUCUGCUAGUGGGAAUGUUACAUCCCAGUACAUCUUUGCUAACUACGGAAGUUUGGAGGACUACACUUUCCUGCUCGACAAUGGAGUCGAUAUUGACGGCAAGGUUCAUGUCAUCAGAUAUGGUAAGCUAUUGCCUGGCCUCAAAGUAAAAAACGCCGAACUUUUUGGAGCUUCAGGUGUGUUAAUGUACACGGAUCCAUACGAUGAUGGUCGUAUAACCAAGAAAAAUGGUUUUAAGAUGUAUCCUGCCGGUCCCGCUAGACAUGAGAGCAGUAUCGAAAGGGGAUCUGUCGCCUUCAUGAAUUAUUUUCCAGGCGACCCAACUACACCAGGUUAUCCAUCAAAAUUUCCAGGCACAGAGCGGCUCUCUCCUGCAGGAAAGGUACCAACUAUCCCUUCUAUUCCAAUUAGUGCGAAGGAAAUUGCUCCUAUUUUACAGCUGCUCAAUGGUAAGGGUGUCCGUUUAGGUUCUGGUGGUAACAUUGAUGGAUUCGAAUAUUUCAGCGGACCGUCUGACUUAAAUGAACAGGUUAAACUAUACAAUCAGCAACACAAUUCGAUCAUCGAAAUCACGAACGUGAUCGUGGAGAUCUCAGGAAUUUUCUCAGAAUAUGAUAUCUUAAUCGGAAACCAUCGAGACUCUUGGACUGCAGGUGGAGCAGGAAGCCCUAAUAGUGGCAGCGCAGUUUUGCUUGAGAUUGCCCGAGGGAUGUCGGAGCUGUUAAAACAUGGUUGGAAACCUUUGAGACCUGUAAAGCUGAUUAGUUGGGAUGGAGGAGAGUUAAGCAUGCUGGGCUCUUCUGAAUAUGUUGAAAAUCACGCCGAAAUCCUCAAGAGGAGUGCACUUGUCUAUCUAAACCUCGAGUCAGCAAUAACUGGAAGUCAAUUUUCGUGCAAGUCUAAUCCCCUACUCGAAGAUGUGAUACGUAACGCGGCCAAGUAUACCGAUUUGGGAGACGGUGAUGAGGGAACAUUAUAUGACGAGUGGAAGAGAGCUACAAACUUAACAAAUGAUCAUCUGGAUGGUAUAGCAGAUUACGUACCAUUCCAGUAUCAUUUGGGAAUACCUUCUGCCAGUUUUGAGUUCAGCAAUAACAAGACCUGCGACGCAGUAGUUCCAUACCAUUCAAUCUAUGACACCUAUACUUGGAUGGAAAAAUUUGUUGAUAAAGAUUAUAGACACCAUAACACCUUGGCGGUCUUAACUGGUAUGACUUCGUUAAUGUUGUGUGAGAGAGAACCAACUGUUUUCAAAGUACAUCCCUACUUCAAAGAUAUCAACAAGUGGUACCAAAAAUGGCAUCAAGAGGUUUUAAGUCUGUUCCCAAGCGAUAGAGAAUUACGUGAAACUGCUCAAACAGUAGCAGAUAAUUUGCAAGGCGUAACCUUUAAUGAAACAAUUCUAUUUGACACGCAAAACAUAGAGCUCAAUGAUCUUUGUACGAGAGAUUUCGCAACGUACGAGUUUUACAAGAAGAUCCGCAUAUAUCUCCAAUUGAUGAGAGCUAACAACAAACUGAAGCAGAUAGAUCAGAUGUUUUUAACCCACAGAGGACUCCUCGAAAGACCUUGGAUGAAGCACUCCAUCUAUGCACCGGAUAGACUUACAGGCUACGACGUUGAUGUUCUACCUGGUCUUCACGAAGCCCUUCUGGACCACGAUCGCGACGGUGUACUUCAAUGGCUAUCAAUCCUUCUGACGCAGAUAAGCAACGUUAAAUCCUUACUUCAAUAA
Molecule: messenger RNA, 2364 nt
Organism: Torulaspora delbrueckii
Lineage: Eukaryota; Fungi; Ascomycota; Saccharomycetes; Saccharomycetales; Saccharomycetaceae
Gene: VPS70
Product: putative zinc metalloprotease
Exons: 1
Coding region: 1-2364 (787 amino acids)
Molecular function (GO): carboxypeptidase activity
Source: RefSeq, a predicted model, not a curated record